This is a messenger RNA of Physella acuta, 2008 nucleotides long. Its product is annotated as kielin/chordin-like protein. NCBI's taxonomy places the organism in Eukaryota, Metazoa, Mollusca, Gastropoda, Physidae. Gene Ontology annotation, biological process: negative regulation of BMP signaling pathway. Gene Ontology annotation, cellular component: AMPA glutamate receptor complex. Gene Ontology annotation, molecular function: protein binding. The record is from RefSeq and is a predicted model, not a curated record.
UCCACGUAUAAAAGAAGUAUUUAACUUUUUGAUUGCACAGAUUGCUGGCUGAGGUUGUCACAUGAAAUACCAUGACGUCUGUGAGGACUUUCGCGUUUUUUCUGAUGUUGUCGGUGCUGUUUGUUUACGCCACGACUGCUGUGUUGCCUAGCAACACGACUACGACGAAAAAAGCGUCACCCACGACGAAAACAACAACCACAAAAGUGCCAACAACGAAAAAAACAACUACCACCAAAGCGCCACAAACGACGAAAACAAAAGCCACCAAGCCACCACCAACGACUAAAACAACUACUACAAAAGCACCACCAACGACCAAAACAACUACCACCAAAGCUCCACGCACGCCCAAACCAACCACAACGAAGAGGCUCCCGACAAAGAAAACAGCGACGACGACAAAUAACCCUACCACAACACCAAAGCCAGCUAAUUGUGAGGACCUAGUUAACCCAGCCGAAGGACAUCCAUGCAUGCACUGCUGGUGUUAUGAGGGCGAGUACCAAUGUGCUGUACCUGGCUGUCUACGACCCAGGUGUGUUGACAGUGUGAGCGAUCCAAAAUACUGCUGUCCUGUUUGUCCUAACGGCGAUAACUGUGAAAUGAAUGGCAACAUCAUCCCUAGUGGCCAAACCGUUACUAUCAAAGACGUAGGUCAGUGUUAUUGUGUCGUGGACGAGUAUGAUGGCUUGCGCCCUGAGUGUGUUCCUGUGACCCCACCGAUGACGACACCAUAUAAUAUGUGUGAGGAAAAUGUGGACAACACUGACCCCUGUUACAAGUGCACGUGUGAGUACAACGAGAAACAAUGUUACCACAUGGACUGUUUCAUGGACCAAUGUGCUGACGGCUACACCGAGCCAGGAGAAUGUUGCCCGACAUGUCCCAACGGUAAAAACUGUGCUAUUGGAGGUACAAUCAUCCCCGUAGGGGCCAUCGUUUUUGUCGAGGGCUAUGGCGAGUGCUACUGUGAUAUGUAUCAAGACGAUUAUCGGAUAUACGCCAAAUGUAGUGCCCCCACCGGUUCUCCUUCGACCACACCCCAACCAGAUCCUGUUACCCAGCCCAGGACAGACCCGUCUACCCCGUCCUGGUCACCCCCCACUACCACAGCCUUGUCACCCCCCUCAACACCUGGAAACUGUGAGGGUUUGAACAACCCAGCUACGGGCGAUCCUUGCAUGCACUGCUACUGUACGAACGGGCGGUAUGAAUGUAUCACUGGGGAUUGUGGGACACCCAGGUGUUUUGACAGCGUCAAGAAGCCUGGUGACUGUUGCAGAACAUGUCCCAAUGGUGAGAACUGUGCUUUUGAAGGCUGGGUCAUUCCAUACGGUCAGACAGUGUAUGUUCCUCUCAAUGGUGACUGCAUCUGUGUAGAGGUCGACCGUUACACGAGAGAGCUAGGUGUGCAUUGUACCCCUGUGGAAAUGACCGCACCUCAAGUUGAACUAACGACACCUGGAUGUCCAGAUGGUUACAUAGAUAGCAGCAAUCCCUGCCGGAGGUGCGAAUGUAACAGCGGUCAGAUCCUAUGCUACACAUUACCCUGCCCUUUGGGACUGUGUGUCGACGGCUACACGGAGCCAGGGCAGUGCUGCCCUACGUGCCCUAAUGGUCGAAACUGUAUGGGCUAUGGUGUAAUACUCCCCUACGGUUCACCAACGUUGGUUGAAGGUAUCGGCUACUGCUACUGUGAGGAUGACCCUUAUACGUCUUGGAUGGGUAGGAUGGUGGUUAAGUGCUUGCCAUUACCCACAACAACACCAUGGGCGGACACGACUGAACCUACUGACCCCACCCCACAGGGUGAGACCAACAGCCGGCCUGCCAGGAGUAUCAGGGAGACUAUCAGAAAGCUCACAGCUAGACGUUGAUGUCAGAAUCUGCUAGCAGCUAAAGAAACAGACACUAACCUGGCAAUAUAACUUACCCACAAUAAUAAUAUUGUCUUGUUACACGCUUAAUCUUUGAAAUAAUAAUAAAUAAAGCGGAAGUGAUCUCA